Debaryomyces fabryi is the source of this 2097-nucleotide messenger RNA. RefSeq names its product serine/threonine protein kinase. Gene Ontology annotation, molecular function: ATP binding; protein serine/threonine kinase activity. Lineage: Eukaryota; Fungi; Ascomycota; Pichiomycetes; Serinales; Debaryomycetaceae. The transcript has a single exon. The coding region runs from base 1 to 2097 and encodes 698 amino acids. Gene Ontology annotation, biological process: protein phosphorylation. The record is from RefSeq and is a predicted model, not a curated record.
AUGCUAAAAUUUAAAAAUAAGUUCAAGUUUGGAUCUUCCAACGGGAACCAGGAACCUACGAGUCCGACGGGGGCCAAAGGGUCGCCUAAAACGUCGUCGGAAUCGAGGAGAACGAUUUCGGGUAAUGUUCUCUCGGAUAAUCUUCUGAAGCUUUCGAUAACGGACCAGGAAACCACACAUUCAGAUCGUUCAGGGUAUCAGUCGUCAGUUCAGUCGGGCACGAAGUCGGGAAAUCAAUUGCAAGGAACGGGCAAGACAGCACAAGCGAGUGCCCAACCGAUAGGGGUACACUCGCCUACGGAGGCCCAGGGGAGUUUUGCGAUAGCCUCGGGGUCGUCGACCAAGUCGACAUCGCCAGCUUCUGGGUCUUUGGAAACGGAGCAGCCAAACACGACUGUGAGCUCUACACCGGGGUUGUUGACGGUGAAGAUAUAUAAUUCGGCGAAUUUGCAAUUGCCAAUCAAAAUCAAUAAUAAUAAGCAGAUCUUGCAUACGUUGGCAACGAACGCCAAUAACGAGGUGACGAGCCAGCAGUUGAUUAAGAACUUGAAUGCGUUGGCAGUCAAGGAAGAAGAAGAUGAAGGAGGACACGCACACUUGCCUGGGUCCAUUUCGACCAACUUUUUACCGUCAACCAUAACAAUUCCAAAUGGAGAAAAUUUGAUCAAAGCGUUGCUUUACUUGACGGUGGAAUUUGAUAAUAACGUUUUGGUUAUAGAACCACAAAAAGGAACAGUGAACCAGUCGGUUUGGAAUCAAGUUGUAUCGUUUGAUGUGACCAAGAAAUCUACGAGUAGCGGUACUGGGUCAAACUUCUUGAAUUUAAACUUAUUUAUCAGGUUGCCUAAUAUAUUGAUUCCUGACUCGGAGAAGUCGUCGCAAGAGAACUUAUUUACUAAGAAUGAAUCGGUGAAAAACUCCAACAAUAUAGGCGAUUUAUUGAUCGGUACAAUCAAGUUGCCAUUAAACUUGAACUUCCAUAUAAAGCCAAUCAGAUUAAUGAACCACGAGUACUUGAGUUUUACCAAUUUCAAUUUAUCUGACGAUGCCAGGAAAGCUCUCGGUGAGAUAAUGUUGACCAUAGACUUCAAGCCAAUACUAAAGUCCCAUUUAUCCAUUAAUGACUUUGACUUAUUAAAAGUCAUUGGUAAAGGGUCAUUUGGUAAAGUGAUGCAAGUUGUGAAGAAAGAUACAAAGCAAAUUUAUGCAUUAAAGACAUUACGCAAACAGCAUAUCAUAUCAAGAAUGGAAGUAACUCAUACGUUAGCGGAAAGAACAGUGUUGGCAAGAAUUACCAAUCCGUUUAUUGUGCCAUUAAAAUUUUCGUUCCAAAGUCCGGAAAAGCUUUACCUUGUUUUAAGUUUCAUAAACGGAGGAGAAUUGUUCUGGCAUUUGCAAAAGGAAGGUAAAUUUUCAAUGAAUAGAUCUAGAUUUUACAUAGCAGAAUUAUUAACUGCAUUAGAAAGUUUGCAUGAAUUAAAUGUCAUCUAUAGAGAUUUGAAACCUGAAAAUAUUUUGCUUGAUUAUCAAGGGCAUAUUGCAUUGUGUGAUUUUGGAUUGUGUAAAUUGAACAUGACCAACAAUGACAAGACGAAUACAUUCUGUGGAACACCCGAAUAUUUAGCUCCUGAGCUCUUGUUAAAUCAGGGCUAUACUAGAUGUGUUGAUUGGUGGACCUUGGGAAUUUUGCUUUAUGAAAUGUUAACAGGUUUACCACCUUUUUAUGAUGAUGAUGUCCCUACGAUGUACAGAAAAAUUUUACAAAACGAAUUGAAGUUCCCUACUUGGUUGGAAAAUACAGAUGCGCAAGAUUUGCUUAUUAAGUUGAUACAAAAAGAUCCCUCGAAGAGAUUGAACGAUGCUCAAGUGAUCAAGAACCAUCGCUUCUUCAAGGACAUCGAUUGGCAAAAGUUGUUAAGCAAGAAUUACUUACCACCUUUCAAACCAAAUGUAGAGAACUUGCUCGAUACGUCUAACUUUGACCAGGACUUCACGAACGAGAAACCUCAAGAUUCAGUCGUUGAUGACUUCUUGAGUGAAAGUGUUCAAAAGCAAUUUGGUGGUUGGACUUAUAACGGUGACAACAUUUUAAGCUAG